Molecule: messenger RNA, 5426 nt
Organism: Cydia splendana
Lineage: Eukaryota; Metazoa; Arthropoda; Insecta; Lepidoptera; Tortricidae
Gene: milt
Product: trafficking kinesin-binding protein milt
Exons: 14
Coding region: 1118-3328 (736 amino acids)
Biological process (GO): vesicle transport along microtubule; mitochondrion distribution; protein targeting
Cellular component (GO): mitochondrion; cytoplasmic vesicle
Molecular function (GO): myosin binding
Source: RefSeq, a predicted model, not a curated record
GCCACUUUGUAUGUAGAUUAGCAGUCUUUAUUAUUUACUUGCUUGCCAUAGGUAUGACAUGCGCGGUGCCCGUGUUAUGCCAACAGUUUGGCAUGUCAAGUUACAUUAUCGCGAUUCGAUUCGUACCGCCCGUUACUUAUAGCCAGUUAUAGUUAUGGCUCGUGCGGAAGUGGACGUGGGCUCGAGCGUGGUCAAAAUGUAAAUCGCUCGUGUGUCUAUCGCGUGCUAGCUGCAGACAGUGCAGACGCCUGCACUUGAUCGUGAAAGUUACUGGCCUCAAAUGCCGAGACCGUUACUAAAAGAAAUCGCCUUGUUUUAAGUUUACAGAUGUGUCUUACCGGUGGAUUUGUGUUACAGCUACUGAAGUUUAGUGGUUUUAUGUGAACUUGAGUGGUGACUGAUAAGUGAUAACCUCUCGCUGUGUUGUCGUCUUCGAGAACUGUCAGUUCUAUUUUGUUAAUUGAGGAUGUUACUCGGUGUUUGUAAAAGUAGAUAGGUAUAGCCCGCUUUACGCAUGGAUGACUCAUAAAGUGAUGAGUGUGAUGACCACAAUGCCAAUCGAUUUAGCUUAGAAGGACUGCAGAAUAAUGAGCGAAGUUAAAGUGUUCAAUGUCUGCAACUAUUUAUAAGCCCAUCGUUGGACGUCAGACGGCCUUUGAAAUCAUAUAGGGCGGACGUUUUCCAGGCGGUAUUUCCAGCCAUAUACUUUAGUCGGGCGUGAAUAUGAAUUCGCGUUUGACUUACACAGGCACAAAGUUAUUAUUGGCAUCGAGAGACAGACAGUGAGAGUUGACUACUUAUAGUGUACCUAGUGUAAGAAGCUGAAAGUGAAUGGAUCGGUGAAGGCAGCCCCCGAUGGUGGGUUUGGGGGCCCGUCACGGCGGAGGGCUCUGAGGGCGCGGGGUGCGCGGGCGCGCGCGCCUCGCCGCCGCCCGGCUUCGACCGCGAGCUCUUCCAGGAGCUCAGCUUCUUGCCCGACGUCGAGCUGCGCGAGUGCCUCGGCGAGUACCCGGACUUCCUCUACCACGUGGCGAGGGACAGGUUCGGGAGGCUCUACUUCCGUGUGAUCAGGACGUUGCUCCUUGACCGAGUUCUAUGCAGCAACAGGGUGAGCCAAAUGACAAAAACCUACAAUGACAUCGAAGCAGUAACACGGCUCUUGGAAGAAAAAGAGAAAGAUUUAGAGUUGACGGCCCGCAUCGGGAAGGAGUUGCUGGCCACAAAUGGUGUUUUAGAAACGCGUGUCAACUCUCUCGAAGGCGAGCUGCGGAGCGCCAGAGACCUCAUCACACAGCUGAGGCACGACCUCACUGCAAAGACUGAUUUACUGCAGAUUCUAACCAAUGAUACAGAGGAGGGCUCGACCCCGUCUGAGCAGGAAGCGGCUCAGGAGGCGGCGCUGCGUAAGCGCACAGGCGCGCUGGAGCGGGAAAACCGCGCUCUGCGCGACGAGGCUGCGCGGCUCGCCGCCGGCGCCGACCAGUGCGAGCUGGCCGAGCGGCAGCUGCUGCGGGACAUCGCGCAACAACUCGCAAGUGCGAACUCGGAGGCUGGUGUGCUGGGCUCGGAGUUGGCGGAGGAGCGACAGCGAGCUGCGGAUGUGCAACAACAGUAUGACUCCGUCAAUGCGAGGCUCGCUGCUACCGAGAAAAAUCUACAACAGAUAACUGCGGAGCACCAGCAGACGUUGCGGAUAUUAGACAUAACUAAAGAUAACCAAAAUGCAUUGGCGGCGGAGUUGGCGGAUACGAAGGAGCGGUACAUGGAGGUGGCCGCUCAUCUCGCCGAAGCUCAAGAGCAGCUCCGGCAGCUCCGCAAACGAACCGAGCCGACGCGCGGCCUCAUGCCCAGCGUGGCGGCCGCGGCCGGCCUCCUCCCUGCCAGUUUACAUCGAGAGAUGCACUCCUCCAUCUACUCCGAGCUUAGCAUGGACUCCGGCAUCGGCAUCGGGAGCGACCCAAUGCAACAAUCGAGCAUGGCGAAAGUGUUCGAGACGGUGCAGUGCGCGUCACGGUGGUCCGGCGCGUCCGGUGUGUCCGGCGCGUCGAUAGCCGGAUCCGACCAGCCGGACGCGCCGCUGCCGCGGUCGUCCUACCUCCUCCCCAAGCCCAAGCUGUCCAGCGACUCUUUCUUCGAAGACUCGGACACGGACUCGGACGAACUCUACCCUGGCGGCACCGGUGAAGGCGUGCCGGGAGCGCCGGGCGCAGCGGAGCUGGCGGCAGCGUUGCGAAGGCUCACACCGCAGGAGAUCAACUCGCGAAGAGCAUCCUUGGCAGCCUCGCACGUACUUAGGCAUCGGCGUAGCACAGAGCGUGACCUAAGCGAAGAAAGCGCAGUAUGGGGCGCAGGCGCGGCGGGUGGUUUAGCCCGUUUCCGCGUUCCACACAAGCUGCAGAUCGUCAAGCCCAUGGAGGGCUCGCUCACCUUACACACGUGGGCACAGCUCGCCAAGCCGACCAUGUCAGGGUUACUAGAGGAGCAGGAGGGUGUCGGAGUCCGCGGCUCCCGCUCGGCGCAAGCCCUAGGACUGCGGCUCUACCGGCUGUCCGAUGUAGAGGAGGAUGAUGACAUGCCGCGGCUGCCGCACUCCAGCCACGUCUAUACCUUUACCAACAGCACGGUGAUGCACCCGAACGACGGCAGCCUGGUGAGCAGCACGCGCGGCAGCAGCGUGAGCUCGGGCAUGAGCAGCCUGAGCUCGUCCGUGCUCGGCAGCGCGUGGAGCUCGCGCCUCACGUCGCGGCGCUCGUCGGCCGCCGUGUCGCCGGUGCUGUCGCGGCGCGAGUCCUUCUGCGAGCGUGUCGUCGAGCGACAUUUUACGCCUACGGCCACGCCCGCUAAUAGUCCGCUGCUCGGCUCGCCGGAUUCUUCACCCCCUGCUACGCCCAGGCCUGGCGACGCCCCGCCGUCGCUGCACGCGCUGAUCGCGUCGGGCACGUCGAUCCUGCGGCGGCGGUACCUGGCGUCGCCCGCCGCCGACGGCUCGCCCGCGCCGCUCGCGCUGCAGACCCCCGGCUCGCUGUACACCGGGCUGGUGCACCGCAGCCCCAUGGAGCAGCUCACCUGCCUCAAGCGCACGCUGCGCUCGCCCGCCGCGCCCGAGCGGCAGGAGUCCGUGCUGGGCGUGCCGGCGCACCCCGGCGAGGGCGCCCUGGACGCGGCCGGCGCGAGCAGGAGAGCCCGCGCCCGCGCGCCCCGGCCGCGCGCGGACCUGGGCACGGUGGCCGCGCCGCCGGCGCCCCAGCCGCCGCCGCUGGAGAGGAACUCCUCCCCGCUCGGCACGCUCAGCACGCUCCUGUUCGGCAGAAAAGGCGGCCUUCUAUAAUUCGCGCGGUGGUCGCGUUUUGUUCCUUCGGUCCGUAGGCCUGCAGAACCCGUAUGUGCGGAAUAUCGAGCGAGGUUGUAAUCGAGUUUAAUUGUCAGAUUGUUUCCACGAAACCUUAACUCCGUACGAUUAUAAUAGGGUUGUUUGCGCUUUUGUUUCGUAUCGCUCCGAUUGCGACCGUGCUCUUUUUUAGCUGAUUUAAUCAGAAUAAUUUGUGAACGUAACGUUCGCCUUGAUAGAUAAUGUUUUACGUUUUGAUAUCCUAUUAUGUUAUUUGUGUAUAGUCGUUUUACCUUUGACGUGUAUUUUUUGUAGCGAAUUAUUUAACUGUAGUGAGCAGCUUCGUGCAUUUAUAAAAUGUUUUUUGUUGUGUUUGAACUUGAGAUCUUUUUUUUGUAGUCUGAAUUGAAUUUGAUUAGCGGCAUUUUUCUGUCUCUCUUCCUCUCUCUAUAAAACAUUCCUUUAAAAGAGCUCAAGUGUUUAUUACGCUUUGUGUUAAAAAGAGAGAAAUGUCAUGAGGACCAGGCGUGCACUUAAAUAAUUUCGUUGAAAAAAGAACGAAUAAUAAAUGUACACAGAAGAUAAUAUAGUGCAACUGUUUAGACGGCUGUACUAAAUAGGGCUUCACGUUGGCAUACUUGGCAUACAUUUUAUGGUGACAUGAUUGACAAUCUUGACAAUCUAGUUACCGGGAAAUAGGGAACAGCCGCGCAACGCUAACUAAGCUUGUUAUUCCACCUGGCCAAUUUCUUGGUCCUAUGUGUAUUUGCGUUGAGACACAAUGCACAUUGAACAAAGAAAUUAGACAGGUGAAAUAUCAGCUUAUAUCACCCUUAGCUGUGUUAACACAUUCAAUACCACUAAGUGCUACGGGUUACGCUCGUAGCGCGUAGCCACGGUUUCGUCGUAUGUAGCGCGUAGUCGCUACGAACAGUGUACCCGACAGUCGGGUUCUUGGUGUUGAAUGUGUUAAUGGGUACACGAUAAUGUCUUCACGAGUACGUAUUUGUAGUUCUUUUGUCAAUGAUGUGUAGAUGAUUGUAUACCAAAAUAAUAAAUAAGCGUGAAAUUAAAUGAAACGAUUAAAUUAUAUUAGGGGAGUUAACGGAUAACUCGAUUCAUUGUAGUUCUUUCUUUGUUAACGAGACCCCGCCACGAACAGUGUAUUAUUUUAUUUUGGUUGUGUUAUUUAUUGAUUAGUAAUCUGAGACUUAACUCUAGAAUUUACGUAGACGCUUUGUCAAGAAGGUCGUAUUACGAUAAUAAUUAUCGCGCUUAUCAUUAUAAUUUCUGUAAUUGAUAAAUCAUAAUGUAUCAUUGUAAAUAUAUAAUCAUAAUCAAACUUCCAUUUAAGUAGGAGAGUACAAAUUUAUUUAUGUUUUGUAUAUCAAAACCACCACCCAUUUGUACCUUUCAGUUUCACUGCAGAUCCUUUGGUUGAUUGUAAAUAUGUAUGUCUAAUUUAUUUUCUCAGUGAUGACGAGCUGACGGCCACGUCAAUUCAUUUAGUUGCUUUAAUUAAAGUUAAUUAGUGGGUAAACAUUUGUUACUACUAACUUAGGGUCUGAGUAAAAUAAUGGUGCAUGCCAUAGUGUAAGUAGUAUUGAAUUCAUAAUAGUGGAGGUGAAUCAGCAAACAAGAGUGAAUGUAAAUCAGUUACAGAACUUAAAUAGCUGUCUUCAUUUGCCGUCGUUUAGUUAAAUGAAUAAUCAGUGAUUAACUUUAGGUUCUGAAAUUGGUGCUAUAUAGUUUUUAAUGUUAUUAUUGAUUUGAUUAUUUUCAAAUGUGAUCAGGUAUCGUAAAUUUACAGAAUUAUAAUAAUUUCUAACCAGAUUGGUAUUGUGUUGUUUUCUGUAGCGCGUCUAUUGAUUUUUGGUUUGGCGUCGUGUCAGUAUGUGUACUUGAACCAUCUGUGAAGUAGUCAGGUGAGGCUGCGAGGCGAGCGAGUGCGAGACGAUUACGAUCGAUUCCCGAGUGAGAGAGUACCCGAGCCUUAGGCACAAAUAAACUGUAGAUUAAGGGUAAUUUGUUGAGAUUUGACAUCUAAAAUUAUAAUUAUUGUAUUAUAAUUACAGGAAUAUAAUUUAUUCGAAGAUAA